UAUAUAUAUAAAUUGUAUUGAUCGGACUAAAUUUAGUUCAUUUACCAUUGGUUAGUCAACGACAUCAGUUAAUUGUUGUCGUUUGAUUAGAAAACGCUUUUUACUUUAUCAAUAAUAAUCAACUUAUUGUGAAAUUGAAUAUGUUUAAUAUCAAAUUAACAUCGAUUCCAUUGAAUGGACUUUUCAUCGUCUUGUUGUUGAUUAACUUUUCAUUGUGUUUCAUUGAAGAUGGUUACAAACGAUACAACAAUUAUUCAGUUCUACGAUUUAAACCAACGACUACUGACCAAUUACAUUUUCUUUAUCAAUUAGCUCAAAAUGAAACUUUCUUAAUGGAGCGGUCAGUUGACUUCUGGACAGAACCAGGAAGCCUCAAUUCAUCGGUUGAUAUCAUGUUAUCACCUGAGGCUCGUUCAACAUUGUCACCAGUUUUUGCUUCAAAUCAAUUAACUCCAAGUGUGAUGAUUGAAGAUGUCCAAAGUCGGAUUGAUGCUGAAAACUUAAUCAAAGGAAGACAAAGUUUACCAUUUCCAUUUGGUGUAAGAGGAUCUCGACCCAAUGCUAAACAAUUUUUCAGCACUUAUCAGCGAUACGAUACCAUGAUGUCGAUGUUAGAUGAAAUUGCUCGUUCCAAUUCAAAAGUAGCCACAAUUGAAACAAUUGGUAAAUCAUUUGAAGGACGUGAUUUAAAGGUAAUCAAGAUAAGUUCAGGUUCGAGUUCAGGUAAAAAAAAGAUCUGGAUUGAUGCUGGACUUCAUGCUCGAGAAUGGAUUGGACCAUCAACUGCAAUGUAUUUUAUCAACAAGUUGGUAACUUCAGUAGGCAAAGAUGAAAAUGUUGAUUCAAUUUUGAGCAAAUACGAUAUUGUUGUACUUCCGCUUGCCAAUCCGGAUGGAUAUGAAUAUACUCACACAACGAAUCGUAUGUGGCGAAAGACCAGAUCACUGACCAACAGUAGAUGGGGAUACAUUUGCCGUGGAGCCGAUCCUAAUCGUAACUGGUCCUACAAAUGGCGAACUGGUGGUUCGAGUACUAAUCCAUGUUCCGAUGUAUACGCUGGUUCAGCUCCGUUUUCCGAACCCGAACCAAAGGCGAUGUCUCAAUAUAUCUUGAAAAACGGCCCAUGGCACAUGUACAUCAGUUUCCAUUCUUAUUCACAAUUGAUUCUUUUACCAUGGGGAUGGACAACUGAUCUACCUAAAGAUUACAAGGAAAUGUACCGAGUCGCUGAAAAAGCGGCCACUAGUUUGAAAUCCAUUUACGAUACACCUUAUACCGUUGGAAGUGCCACCAAUUUAUUAUACGUCGCUUCCGGAGGAUCAGAUGAUUGGGCUUAUGGUGAGGCUGGAGUUCCUUAUUCGUAUACAUUUGAACUUCGUGAUACCGGUGAUCAUGGUUUCGUUUUACCGGAUGAUUUGAUAACACCAACAGCCGAAGAAACUUUUGUCGCUUUUAAAACAAUGUGCGAUGAAAUUUAUCCAAACAAAUAAACUUUUCAAGUGAUUUAAUAUAUUAUCUCAA
Panonychus citri (citrus red mite) is the source of this 1521-nucleotide messenger RNA. Its product is annotated as carboxypeptidase B-like. The transcript is spliced from 7 exons. NCBI's taxonomy places the organism in Eukaryota, Metazoa, Arthropoda, Arachnida, Trombidiformes, Tetranychidae. Bases 141 to 1490 code for a protein of 449 amino acids. Gene Ontology annotation, molecular function: zinc ion binding; metallocarboxypeptidase activity. The record is from RefSeq and is a predicted model, not a curated record. Gene Ontology annotation, biological process: proteolysis.